Messenger RNA from Closterium sp. Naga37s-1, 5898 nucleotides. The record is from the annotation of a GenBank genome assembly. Lineage: Eukaryota; Viridiplantae; Streptophyta; Zygnematophyceae; Desmidiales; Closteriaceae.
AUGGUGGAUCCGGCGGGGGAGCCUGACCGCAUUGAGCAGCCUCAACACUCAGCAACACUCACAGCGCUCACCAUUCAGCAGCAACACUCACAGCGCUCACCAUUCAGCAGCAACACUCACAGCGCUCACCAUUCAGCAGCAACACUCACAGCGCUCACCAUUCAGCAGCAACACUCACAGCGCUCACCAUUCAGCAGCAACACUCACAGCGCUCACCAUUCAGCAGCAACACUCACAGCCCUCACCAUUCAGCAGCAACACUCACAGCGCUCACCAUUCAGCAGCAACACUCACAGCGCUCACCAUUCAGCAGCAACACUCACAGCGCUCACCAUUCAGCAGCAACACUCACAGCGCUCACCAUUCAGCAGCAACACUCACAGCGCUCACCAUUCAGCAGCAACACUCACAGCCCUCACCAUUCAGCAGCAACACUCACAGCGCUCACCAUUCAGCAGCAACACUCACAGCGCUCACCAUUCAGCAGCAACACUCACAGCGCUCACCAUUCAGCAGCAACACUCACAGCGCUCACCAUUCAGCAGCAACACUCACAGCGCUCACCAUUCAGCAGCAACACUCACAGCCCUCACCAUUCAGCAGCAACACUCACAGCGCUCACCAUUCAGCAGCAACACUCACAGCGCUCACCAUUCAGCAGCAACACUCACAGCGCUCACCAUUCAGCAGCAACACUCACAGCCCUCACCAUUCAGCAGCAACACACACAGCCCUCACCAUUCAGCAGCAACACUCACAGCCCUCACCAUUCCGCAGCAACACUCACAGCGCUCACCAUUCAGCAGCAACACUCACAGCGCUCACCAUUCAGCAGCAACACUCACAGCGCUCACCAUUCAGCAGCAACACUCACAGCGCUCACCAUUCAGCAGCAACACUCACAGCGCUCACCAUUCAGCAGCAACACUCACAGCGCUCACCAUUCAGCAGCAACACUCACAGCCCUCACCAUUCAGCAGCAACACUCACAGCGCUCACCAUUCAGCAGCAACACUCACAGCGCUCACCAUUCAGCAGCAACACUCACAGCGCUCACCAUUCAGCAGCAACACUCACAGCGCUCACCAUUCAGCAGCAACACUCACAGCGCUCACCAUUCAGCAGCAACACUCACAGCGCUCACCAUUCAGCAGCAACACUCACAGCGCUCACCAUUCAGCAGCAACACUCACAGCCCUCACCAUUCAGCAGCAACACUCACAGCGCUCACCAUUCAGCAGCAACACUCACAGCGCUCACCAUUCAGCAGCAACACUCACAGCGCUCACCAUUCAGCAGCAACACUCACAGCCCUCACCAUUCAGCAGCAACACUCACAGCCCCCACCAUUCAGCAGCAACACUCACAGCCCUCACCAUUCAGCAGCAACACUCACAGCGCUCACCAUUCAGCAGCAACACUCACAGCGCUCACCAUUCAGCAGCAACACUCACAGCGCUCACCAUUCAGCAGCAACACUCACAGCGCUCACCAUUCAGCAGCAACACUCACAGCGCUCACCAUUCAGCAGCAACACUCACAGCGCUCACCAUUCAGCAGCAACACUCACAGCGCUCACCAUUCAGCAGCAACACUCACAGCGCUCACCAUUCAGCAGCAACACUCACAGCCCUCACCAUUCAGCAGCAACACUCACAGCGCUCACCAUUCAGCAGCAACACUCACAGCGCUCACCAUUCAGCAGCAACACUCACAGCGCUCACCAUUCAGCAGCAACACUCACAGCCCUCACCAUUCAGCAGCAACACUCACAGCCCCCACCAUUCAGCAGCAACACUCACAGCCCUCACCAUUCAGCAGCAACACUCACAGCGCUCACCAUUCAGCAGCAACACUCACAGCGCUCACCAUUCAGCAGCAACACUCACAGCGCUCACCAUUCAGCAGCAACACUCACAGCGCUCACCAUUCAGCAGCAACACUCACAGCGCUCACCAUUCAGCAGCAACACUCACAGCGCUCACCAUUCAGCAGCAACACUCACAGCCCUCACCAUUCAGCAGCAACACUCACAGCGCUCACCAUUCAGCAGCAACACUCACAGCGCUCACCAUUCAGCAGCAACACUCACAGCGCUCACCAUUCAGCAGCAACACUCACAGCGCUCACCAUUCAGCAGCAACACUCACAGCGCUCACCAUUCAGCAGCAACACUCACAGCGCUCACCAUUCAGCAGCAACACUCACAGCGCUCACCAUUCAGCAGCAACACUCACAGCGCUCACCAUUCAGCAGCAACACUCACAGCCCUCACCAUUCAGCAGCAACACUCACAGCGCUCACCAUUCAGCAGCAACACUCACAGCGCUCACCAUUCAGCAGCAACACUCACAGCGCUCACCAUUCAGCAGCAACACUCACAGCGCUCACCAUUCAGCAGCAACACUCACAGCCCUCACCAUUCAGCAGCAACACUCACAGCGCUCACCAUUCAGCAGCAACACUCACAGCGCUCACCAUUCAGCAGCAACACUCACAGCGCUCACCAUUCAGCAGCAACACUCACAGCCCUCACCAUUCAGCAGCAACACUCACAGCCCUCACCAUUCAGCAGCAACACUCACAGCCCUCACCAUUCAGCAGCAACACUCACAGCGCUCAGCAUUCAGCAGCAACACUCACAGCGCUCACCAUUCAGCAGCAACACUCACAGCGCUCACCAUUCAGCAGCAACACUCACAGCGCUCACCAUUCAGCAGCAACACUCACAGCGCUCACCAUUCAGCAGCAACACUCACAGCGCUCACCAUUCAGCAGCAACACUCACAGCCCUCACCAUUCAGCAGCAACACUCACAGCGCUCACCAUUCAGCAGCAACACUCACAGCGCUCACCAUUCAGCAGCAACACUCACAGCGCUCACCAUUCAGCAGCAACACUCACAGCGCUCACCAUUCAGCAGCAACACUCACAGCGCUCACCAUUCAGCAGCAACACUCACAGCGCUCACCAUUCAGCAGCAACACUCACAGCGCUCACCAUUCAGCAGCAACACUCACAGCGCUCACCAUUCAGCAGCAACACUCACAGCCCUCACCAUUCAGCAGCAACACUCACAGCGCUCACCAUUCAGCAGCAACACUCACAGCGCUCACCAUUCAGCAGCAACACUCACAGCGCUCACCAUUCAGCAGCAACACUCACAGCCCUCACCAUUCAGCAGCAACACUCACAGCCCCCACCAUUCAGCAGCAACACUCACAGCCCUCACCAUUCAGCAGCAACACUCACAGCGCUCACCAUUCAGCAGCAACACUCACAGCGCUCACCAUUCAGCAGCAACACUCACAGCGCUCACCAUUCAGCAGCAACACUCACAGCGCUCACCAUUCAGCAGCAACACUCACAGCGCUCACCAUUCAGCAGCAACACUCACAGCGCUCACCAUUCAGCAGCAACACUCACAGCGCUCACCAUUCAGCAGCAACACUCACAGCCCUCACCAUUCAGCAGCAACACUCACAGCGCUCACCAUUCAGCAGCAACACUCACAGCGCUCACCAUUCAGCAGCAACACUCACAGCGCUCACCAUUCAGCAGCAACACUCACAGCGCUCACCAUUCAGCAGCAACACUCACAGCGCUCACCAUUCAGCAGCAACACUCACAGCGCUCACCAUUCAGCAGCAACACUCACAGCGCUCACCAUUCAGCAGCAACACUCACAGCGCUCACCAUUCAGCAGCAACACUCACAGCCCUCACCAUUCAGCAGCAACACUCACAGCGCUCACCAUUCAGCAGCAACACUCACAGCGCUCACCAUUCAGCAGCAACACUCACAGCGCUCACCAUUCAGCAGCAACACUCACAGCGCUCACCAUUCAGCAGCAACACUCACAGCCCUCACCAUUCAGCAGCAACACUCACAGCGCUCACCAUUCAGCAGCAACACUCACAGCGCUCACCAUUCAGCAGCAACACUCACAGCGCUCACCAUUCAGCAGCAACACUCACAGCCCUCACCAUUCAGCAGCAACACUCACAGCCCUCACCAUUCAGCAGCAACACUCACAGCCCUCACCAUUCAGCAGCAACACUCACAGCGCUCAGCAUUCAGCAGCAACACUCACAGCGCUCACCAUUCAGCAGCAACACUCACAGCGCUCACCAUUCAGCAGCAACACUCACAGCGCUCACCAUUCAGCAGCAACACUCACAGCGCUCACCAUUCAGCAGCAACACUCACAGCGCUCACCAUUCAGCAGCAACACUCACAGCCCUCACCAUUCAGCAGCAACACUCACAGCGCUCACCAUUCAGCAGCAACACUCACAGCGCUCACCAUUCAGCAGCAACACUCACAGCGCUCACCAUUCAGCAGCAACACUCACAGCGCUCACCAUUCAGCAGCAACACUCACAGCCCUCACCAUUCAGCAGCAACACUCACAGCGCUCACCAUUCAGCAGCAACACUCACAGCGCUCACCAUUCAGCAGCAACACUCACAGCGCUCACCAUUCAGCAGCAACACUCACAGCGCUCACCAUUCAGCAGCAACACUCACAGCGCUCACCAUUCAGCAGCAACACUCACAGCGCUCACCAUUCAGCAGCAACACUCACAGCGCUCACCAUUCAGCAGCAACACUCACAGCGCUCACCAUUCAGCAGCAACACUCACAGCCCUCACCAUUCAGCAGCAACACUCACAGCGCUCACCAUUCAGCAGCAACACUCACAGCGCUCACCAUUCAGCAGCAACACUCACAGCGCUCACCAUUCAGCAGCAACACUCACAGCCCUCACCAUUCAGCAGCAACACUCACAGCCCCCACCAUUCAGCAGCAACACUCACAGCCCUCACCAUUCAGCAGCAACACUCACAGCGCUCACCAUUCAGCAGCAACACUCACAGCGCUCACCAUUCAGCAGCAACACUCACAGCGCUCACCAUUCAGCAGCAACACUCACAGCGCUCACCAUUCAGCAGCAACACUCACAGCGCUCACCAUUCAGCAGCAACACUCACAGCCCUCACCAUUCAGCAGCAACACUCACAGCGCUCACCAUUCAGCAGCAACACUCACAGCGCUCACCAUUCAGCAGCAACACUCACAGCGCUCACCAUUCAGCAGCAACACUCACAGCGCUCACCAUUCAGCAGCAACACUCACAGCGCUCACCAUUCAGCAGCAACACUCACAGCGCUCACCAUUCAGCAGCAACACUCACAGCGCUCACCAUUCAGCAGCAACACUCACAGCGCCUCACCAUUCAGCAGCAACACUCACAGCGCUCACCAUUCAGCAGCAACACUCACAGCGCUCACCAUUCAGCAGCAACACUCACAGCGCUCACCAUUCAGCAGCAACACUCACAGCGCUCACCAUUCAGCAGCAACACUCACAGCCCUCACCAUUCAGCAGCAACACUCACAGCGCUCACCAUUCAGCAGCAACACUCACAGCGCUCACCAUUCAGCAGCAACACUCACAGCGCUCACCAUUCAGCAGCAACACUCACAGCGCUCACCAUUCAGCAGCAACACUCACAGCGCUCACCAUUCAGCAGCAACACUCACAGCGCUCACCAUUCAGCAGCAACACUCACAGCGCUCACCAUUCAGCAGCAACACUCACAGCGCUCACCAUUCAGCAGCAACACUCACAGCCCUCACCAUUCAGCAGCAACACUCACAGCGCUCACCAUUCAGCAGCAACACUCACAGCGCUCACCAUUCAGCAGCAACACUCACAGCGCUCACCAUUCAGCAGCAACACUCACAGCGCUCACCAUUCAGCAGCAACACUCCGCCGCUAGUUGCGCCGCCAUUUGCGCCGCCAUUUGCGCUCGCGUCGACCUGCUUCCCCUCCGCCUGCAUCGCCGCGUCUCCCGCCGCAGGAGCCGCUGGUCUGAAGCCCCAGAUGGCGAUUAG